Molecule: messenger RNA, 964 nt
Organism: Annulohypoxylon truncatum
Lineage: Eukaryota; Fungi; Ascomycota; Sordariomycetes; Xylariales; Hypoxylaceae
Exons: 2
Coding region: 137-784 (215 amino acids)
Source: RefSeq, a predicted model, not a curated record
UGGCUGCCGAGAAAGCGAUAUAUCAUCAAUUGUAACUUUAUCAAAUAUACUCUUAUGAAGUUUCUACUCGUUCUGUUUUCGUAGUCUUUUGGCGAAGACCAAGCUUCCAAAGAAAUCACUCUAAAUUGCUUUAGCAAUGUCGUCCAGACAGAAUGAUGCAGAACGUUUCCAAAAUGUCAGAUACGACCAGCUACAAGACCUCAAUAAUUUACCACGGUCUAAGAUACAAGAGUUACGUUCGAAGAUAUGGCCAUUUGCAGCUGGCAUCAUUACGGUUUUGAUUGCCUUUUUAAUCUUUCUACUAGUCCAUUCAUCCUCUAUUCAGAAAACAAAGACCUCCCAAGAGAUUGAGGACGAGGAAUGGAACCAUUGCGGCCGCUCCAGCGCUGAUGCUAUGUCCCGCGGUUGUCUCAUGGAACCGAACUUCUAUGGAUGGUUUCCCUCUCGCUGUAUGUUUCCAGAGCUUACCGAGAAGUAUCCCGUUUUCGAAGAUAGGACGUGGUACUCCGACGUAAACCUGACUCAGGAGAUACCAGUCAAAGAUCUCUGGGAGGGGAAGCACAUCAAAAUCUACACCAAGCGGAUGCAUGGGGAACAUUGCUUAUUCCAAUGGAGAAAGCUCCGCUAUGGAAUGGAAAACCAGAAAGAAUUCCUAGACACCAAAACAUUUAGCGCCCAUCACGCAAAACAUUGCGCUGACCAGUUAUCGGAACGUUGCGAGGGCUUACAAGAUAAGACAGAGGUUGAACUAGGGUUCUAUCAUUGUAAGAAAACAAUUUGGUAGUGGAUUUUCAGGGGUUUGUCUUGGCUUUCAGCUUGGGGUUAUGUGGAUUAUACGAAUCUAUACAGCUUGGUGCGAUACUGUGGAUCGAAAAGAAUUAUUACCAUGGUAAGCAAUAGUAGAUAAUGCGAUGUAUCGAAUUUGCUUUUACUGCGUGUCGUGAGUAAAGGUCUUACUGAGCCU